This is a messenger RNA of Hevea brasiliensis (rubber tree), 1777 nucleotides long. RefSeq names its product DEAD-box ATP-dependent RNA helicase 10. Gene Ontology annotation, molecular function: ATP binding; RNA helicase activity; nucleic acid binding. The transcript is spliced from 14 exons. The record is from RefSeq and is a predicted model, not a curated record. Bases 176 to 1492 code for a protein of 438 amino acids. Lineage: Eukaryota; Viridiplantae; Streptophyta; Magnoliopsida; Malpighiales; Euphorbiaceae.
GUCCAGUCGGAUUAUGAAUACCAGAUUCUCUCAUCAUCCACCACGCGCACAAAAACCCUACUAAAGCCGGGACGUUCUCCUUCUUCUUCGCCGCCGUUAAGUAUUAUUCACGCACAACCGUGGCCUGCAUCACGCAGCUGAGCUUCCUUGACUUCAGCAUAUUAGAAGCUGAAAAAUGGCAGAAGAGAAAGAAGAAGUGAAGACAUUUAAGGAUUUGGGGAUAUGCGAACAAUUGUUGGAAGCGUGUGACAGUUUGGGAUGGAAAAACCCUACCAAGAUACAGGUCGAAGCAAUUCCUCAUGCUCUCGAAGGCAAAGACUUGAUCGGUCUUGCGCAAACGGGGUCAGGUAAAACAGGAGCUUUUGCUCUUCCCAUAUUACAAUCGCUUCUUGAAGCUUCAGAAAAAUCCGUGCAAGCUUUCUUCGCUUGCGUGCUGUCUCCUACAAGGGAGUUGGCAAUUCAGAUAGCAGAGCAGUUUGAAGCUUUAGGAUCUGGCAUUGGUGUGAAAUGUGCUGUCCUUGUUGGUGGGGUAGAUAUGGUGCAACAGGCUAUAUCACUUGGAAAGCGGCCACACAUCAUUGUUGGGACCCCUGGGCGCCUGGUGGAUCAUUUGUCAAACACAAAAGGUUUUUCUCUCCGCACAUUGAAAUACUUGGUUUUAGAUGAGGCAGACAGGUUAUUGAAUGAGGAUUUUGAGAAAUCACUUGAUGAAAUUCUAAAGGUUAUACCACGGGAUCGAAAAACAUAUUUAUUUUCUGCAACAAUGACAAAAAAGGUGAAAAAGCUUCAGAGGGCAUGUCUAAGGAAUCCAGUGAAGAUAGAAGCAGCAUCCAAAUAUUCCACAGUUGACACAUUGAAGCAGCAAUAUCGCUUUAUUCCUGCCAAGUACAAGGAUUGCUACCUUGUGUACAUUCUGACUGAGAUGUCUGGUAGUACUUCCAUGGUUUUUACUCGAACAUGUGAUGCAACUACUUUUUUGGCCCUGGUCCUCCGAAAUCUUGGUUUAAGGGCCAUCCCAAUUAAUGGUCAUAUGACUCAGUCAAAGAGACUGGGAGCCUUAAAUAAGUUCAAAGCUGGAGAGUGCAAUAUUCUUAUAUGCACUGAUGUGGCAAGUAGAGGACUUGAUAUUCCGUCUGUGGAUAUGGUUAUUAAUUAUGAUAUCCCUACAAACUCGAAGGAUUACAUUCAUCGUGUUGGAAGAACUGCUCGUGCAGGACGUUCUGGGGUUGCAAUCUCGCUUGUGAAUCAAUAUGAACUGGAGUGGUAUCUACUGAUAGAGAAGCUUAUUGGUAAGAAGUUACCUGAAUUUCCCGCUGAAGAAGAGGAAGUCUUGCUUCUGCUGGAGCGUGUCACUGAAGCGAAAAGAAUUUCCCAGAUGAAAAUUAAAGAAUCCGGUGGCAAGAAGAGGAGGGGUGGAGGAGAUGGUGAGGAAGAGAUUGAAAAAUAUUUAGGCAUAAAGGAUAAGAAGUCCAAGAAGUUCAAGAAAAGAUGACAUCAGCAAAUCGUUCGGGGAAAUUUCUUUUCACAAAUUUUGAAUUGUUUUAUGUACAAGUAACUUUCGUUAUGUGGCAUAAGAUCCCUUCAUGAUAACAUGAACGUUUCAAUCUGCGUUUUAGACGAUAUUUUAGAGGCAGUUCUGGUCUCUGGAAGGGCCUAAUUGAAAUCAUUUGGAUAUGUAUGGCCCAUCCAGUUAAGAGUCUUCCCAAACGGCCAGAUUUUCAGUUUUAAAUUGCCUCAAACAAAGAAUGCAAAUUUAUAAAAUUACACUUGUUACUAA